ACAGUAAAGGCCAGCAGUCAUCUGCUCACUUGGAUAGACCUUUGGUAUCAUCUUCUCAUCACCUGCAUUACCUUGCAGCUGCAGAAGAAGAGGAGAGUCCAGAGCGAGUGGUGCAGAAGGAGAGACUGCAUGCGGAACUGAAACACGUCUUGAGUCUUAAAAGAAGCUUCACUGCAGAAAGGACACAGCUGUCAGGAAAAGACAUGGCCAUGCCAAUGGAGAUCACUGUGGUCCAGGAGACCCUAAAAAAGUCUGAACUCAUGGAAGUGGUGGUGGAGACAGAAGCUGAGGCUGGAGCCCGUGGUUUCAGUGUAUCAGGAGGAGGAGCACAAGGCAUUUUCGUCAAGGAAGUGCUGAAAGAUUCUCCUGCGGCCAAAGCCCUCAGCCUCAGAGAAGGAGAUCAGCUGCUUAGUGCCAGGGUGUACUUUGACAAUGUCAAAUAUGAAGAUGCCCUGAAGAUUCUUCAGUGUGCUGAGCCAUACAAAGUAUCGUUCCUGCUGAAGCGCAACGUUCCCAGCGCAGACAUCAGCACCUCGUCAGGCUCAGCCAGCCUGGAAGUCAAAGGUCCCAAAGCCAAGAUGCCAAAACUGAGUGUUAAAAGCAUUGCUCCUUUGAGAAAGAAAAAGAAGAAAGCCAAGGCCGGUUCAAGGUUAAGUGCAGAAGUAACUCUUCCUGCAUCAGGCAAAUUCAAGAGGGAGGCCUCACCAGCUAAGUUCGAGCUGAGUCCAGUGGAUGUGGAAUUUGCCUUCCCAAAAUUUCCAAAGCUGAAAGGUGUGAGCAAGACAACCACGGAAGGCGAUAUUAGCCUCAAAAGUCCAGAGAUACAAGCUAGCGUUGCAAGACGGAAGAAAAAGAAAAUCAGAUUACCUAGAAUGAGAGUAAAAGAUGCAGCAGCAGCAAGAGCUGUGGUGGAUGUGGAUCUAAAAUCACCAGAAGGGAAGGUAGAACUGGGUACCCCAGAAACUAAAGUCAAAACUAAAGAAAAAUCCACAAAAUUUGGAAUUUCUUUUCCAAAAACUAAGAAACCAAAAGUUGAUGCAGGACUUUCAUGCUUAGAGGCAAGCAAAGGGAUAAGUCCACCUGGAAUCAAAUUAAAGCCUCCAGAAGUAGAGUUUGACUUUAGCCUCCCAACUGGAAAAGCAGAUUCUAAGACUGCUAAAGGGGAGGUGAGUAAGGAAGAUGUCAAAAUCAAGACGCCUAAAGUGGAGCUUGAUUUUGGUUUGCCCUCAGGCAAAGCUGAAGCCAAAAUAUCCCACCCAGAUAUUAAUGUUAAGGACACAAUGAAAGAAGGCAUUAAAUUUAAAGCACCAAAACUUGAUCUGGAUAUCAGUUUACCAAAAGGAAAGGUAGAGGAUACAAUAGCUAUGCCAGAGGCUGAGGUGAAAAGUAAAGAUGGUUUUAAAUUUAAGCCGCCUAAAUUGGAUCUUGAUCUUAGUCUGCCUGCAGGGAGUGUUGACUCAACUGAAGGAGACCUAGAUAAGGAUGGAAGGCUCAGAAUGCCUCAAGUGAAGAUUCCAAAAAUAGGGGUUUCCUUACCAUCUGCUGAAUUUGAGGGUGACACUUCCAAAGACAGAUACAAAAGAGAUUCUUACGGCAAGGAAGACAAGCAUAAAGCUGGACUAAAGAUGCCGUCUAUUGACAUUGAUGCGCCAUCAUUAAACAUUGAAAUUGGCUUGCCAACAUCUAAAGCAGACAGUGAAGGAGAUGUGAAAUUUCAUCCAUCUGAGGGUAGUACAGGAGCUGGUUUGAAGGCUCCUGAUGUUGAAAUAAAAAUGCCAAAGAUGACACUUCCAAAAUUUAGUGGAGCUGAGGGAGAAAUUAAAGCUCCAAAGACAGACGUGCAUCGUGGUAAAAUGGAAAUAGAAGGUCCAGAUUUUAAACUAAAGGGGCCCAAAAUAAAGAUGCCAUCAUUUGGUGUUACCUUACCUACAAAGACAAGAGAUAAAUCUCAGGCAGAACAUGAGCACAUGAUUCAUGAAGAUGGUGAAACAGGAAAAAUUAAGUUACCAACUGUCAAAAUGCCUUCCAUUGAUAUCUCGGUGCCAGUUCCAGAUGUGGACUUGCAUCUUCCUAAAGGAAAGACAAGUGGACCAGAAGCUGGCAUAGAUAAAAAAAUUCAUCACAGCCAGGAAGAGUUGGAUAUAAAAAUGAAAAUGCCAAAAAUAUCCAUUCCAAAGUUCUCCAUGUUUGGCAAGUUAGAAACACCAUCAGCUGAUGUAAAUGUUUCCCCUCCUAAAGUAGAUGUUAAAUCUCCAAAAGCGGAUCUGACUCUCAGAGACAUUGAAGUUGAGGGGCCUUCUGCUAAAGGAGCUAAUAUAACAAUGCCAAAAAUUGAUAUUUCUCUACCCAAAAUAAAGUCACCGGAUAUGGAUCUGAACAUGCCUGAACUAGAUAUAGAGGGUCCUUCCAUAAAGGGGCCUAAGAUAUCCAUGCCAACAGUUGACAUUUCUCUUCCCAAAAUGAAACAUCCAGAAGGACACUUGGAUUUUGAAGGUCCUUCGGUAAAGGGGCCUAAUAUAUCAAUGCCAACAGUUGACAUUUCUCUUCCCAAAAUGAAACAUCCAGAAGGACACUUGGAUAUUGAAGGUCCUUCUGUAAAGGGGCCUAAGAUAUCAAUGCCAACAGUUGACAUUUCUGUACCAAAAAUGAAACACCCAGAGGCAGAUCUGGAUAUUGAAGGUCCUUCUGUAAAGGGGCCUAAGAUAUCAAUGCCAACAGUAGACAUUUCUGUACCAAAAAUAAAACAUCCAGAAGUAGAUCUGAAUAUUGAAGGUCCUUCUGUAAAGGGCCCAAAGAUAGCGAUGCCAACAGUUGACAUUUCCUUACCAAAAAUUAAACAUCCAGAAGCAGAUCUGGAUAUUGAAGGUCCUUCUGUAAAAGGCCCAAAGAUAGCCAUGCCAACAGUUGACAUUUCCUUACCAAAAAUGAAACACCCAGAGGCACAUCUGGAUAUUGAAGGUCCUUCUGUAAAGGGCCCUAAGAUAGCCAUGCCAACAGUUGACAUUUCUGUACCAAAAAUGAAACAUCCAGAAGUAGACCUGAAUAUUGAAGGUCCUUCUGUUAAGGGUCCUAAGAUAUCAAUGCCAAAAUUUGACAUUUCCUUACCAAAAAUGAAACACCCAGAGGCAGAUCUGGAUAUCGAAGGUCCUUCUGUAAAGGGUCCUAAGAUAGCCAUGCCAACAGUUGACAUUUCCUUACCAAAAAUGAAACACCCAGAGGCAGGUCUGGAUAUUGAUGAUCUAUCUGUAAAAGGCCCUAAAAUAUCCAUGCCAAAAUUUGAUAUUUCCUUACCAAAAAUGAAACACCCAGAAACAGAUCUGGAUAUUGAAGGUCCUUCUGUAAAGGGGCCAAAGAUAGCCAUGCCAACAGUUGACAUUUCCUUACCAAAAAUGAAACACCCAGAGGCAGAUCUGGAUAUUGAAGGUCCUUCUGUAAAGGGUCCUAAGAUAGCCAUGCCAACAGUUGACAUAUCCUUACCAAAAAUGAAACACCCAGAGGCAGAUCUGGAUAUUGAAGGUCCUUCUGUAAAGGGUCCUAAGAUAUCAAUGCCAAAAUUUGACAUUUCAUUACCAAAAAUGAAACACCCAGAGGCAGAUCUGAAUAUUGAAGGUCCUUCUGUAAAGGGUCCUAAGAUAUCAAUGCCAAAAUUUGACAUUUCAUUACCAAAAAUGAAACACCCAGAGGCAGAUCUGAAUAUUGAAGGUCCUUCUGUAAAGGGCCCUAAGAUAGCCAUGCCAACAGUUGACAUUUCCCUUCCCAAAAUGAAACAUCCGGAAGCAGAUCUGAAUAUUGAAGGUCCUUCUCUAAAGGGGCCUAAGAUAUCAAUGCCAACAGUUGAUAUUUCCUUACCAAAGAUGCAACAUCCAGAGGCAGACCUGGAUAUCAAAGGUCCUUCACUAAAAGGUCCUAAGAUAUCAAUGCCAACAGUUAAUAUUUCCCUUCCCAAAAUGAAACACCCCGAAGUAGAUCUGGAUAUACAAGAUCCUUCACUAAAAGGGCCUAAGAUAACCAUGCCAGAAGUUGACAUUUCCCUACCCAAAAUGAAACACCCUGAAGUAGACCUGAAUGCUGAGGGUCCUUCUGUAAAGGGGCCUAAGAUAGUGAUGCCAACAGUUGACAUUUCCCUUCCAACAAUAAAGCCUUCAGACACAGAACUAGAUAUUGAGGGACCUUCUUUAAAAGGACCCAAAAUAGGCAUUCCAAAAGUUGACAUCUCCCUUCCAAAACGAAAGUCAGCUGAAAUAGGUGUGUCAGUGCCUGAAGGAGACACCAAUCUCAGCAUGCCAUCAAUGAAAAUUCCAACCAUUGACAUCAACAUGCCUAAAAUAGAUCUUGAUUUAAGUAUUUCAAAGACCAUGGAAGGUGCAAGCAUGGAGUUGCCUGAAUCUACUACUGGUAGAAACUUCGAAGGACCUGACAUCCAUCUCAAAAUGCCUAAAAUUUCUUUGCCAACAUUUGGAGUCAAAGAUAAUGCUGAAGCAGAGUGUAAAGGUGAUGUGAAACUCCCAAAAGCAAAAGUUGAUAAGAAGGCUUCUGAGUUUGAAGGUAGUAAACCAAAGCUACCUACAAUUAAGGUUCCUGGACUUGAUAUCUCUGUACCAGAAGUGCCUGAUGUGGAUAUCAAUAUUAAAGCACCAAAGAGUAAGAGUGAUUAUACUGUUGAAGGAGACAUCAGUGGAAAACAACAUGAUUUCAACAUCAAGGGUCCCAAUGUUAAGAUUGAAAUGCCUAAACUUCCAAAAUUCAAGAAGGAUAAAAGUAAUGUGGAAGUUCAACCACCUCAUGUUGAUAUUGAAAGCGGUGAUGCCAAAAUGAAAGGACUUAAAAUUAAGAUGCCCAAAUUUGGCCUUUCCUUUCCCAAGGGUAAACUAAAAGAAGGUGAAGUUGACGUUUCAGGACAGAUGAAGGCCAGUGGGAAGAUGCCAGAAGGGAAGAUUAAAUUCCCAAAAGAAAAGCAUUCAAUGGAAAUGCCUGAUGUGAAUACAGAUACCACCGAUGGAAAGAUAAAGCUUCCAUCAGUGGCAUUGCCGUCUGUUGAUAUCUCAGCUCCAAAGAUGGACAUUGACUUCAGCUUACCUAAAGGUAAAAGGGGUGACAAGGAGCAAGUAGGGCUGUUAAAGGGAGAAGAUGAGAGACUUUCUUCUGGAGCCAGUUUUGAUGUCCCAGAUGUAUCGCUGAAAAUACCCAAGUUUACACUCCCGAAAUUUGCGGGCAAAGUAAAAACAGAUAAUGUUGAACUGGACAGCAAGCAUCUCAAAGCUGAUAUACAGCCUAGCCCUGCAAAGGUAGAUAUAGAAGGCAAAUUUCCUUCAGUAGAAUUUGAUGUUGAUGGCAAACCGAAAGAAAAAGAUAUGAAGAUAAAAAUGCCUAAAAUGAAAAUUCCUACUUUUGGUAUUACAAAGAAGGAUGAGGAUGUAACUGUGAUCACCCCAGAUGUUGAUACAAAGAUUAAAAAAGGAAAAGUGCAAAUGAAAAGCCCCACUAUUGAACUUGAAGGCCCAGAGGGGAAAGUUAAAUCACCAAAAAUCAAAUUCCCCAAAUUUAAAAUUUCAUCACCAAAGACAAAACUGCCUGAUGCCGAGGUUAAGAUUGGUACUGAGAAAGGAGUUAAAGAGGGUGUUCAAACUCCAGAUGUAACGAUUGACAUGCCUAAGAUUUCAAUGCCAAAAUUUGGAACCAAAGAUGGAAAAAUGAAUGUUGAUGUCAGUGUACCUGAGGAAGGAAAACUUAAAAUGCCAUCUCUUGAAAUUUCCCUCCCUACAGUUUCACAUAAAGAGGGUGAGGUGCUGCUGCCAAAGGCAGAGGUUGAUGUAUCUGAAGCAGACAUUAAAGGAUAUGAAGGUGAUCUUAAAAUCCCUAAAAUGCCAAGUCUUGACAUCUCUGCCCCCAAGUUUGAACUUGAUAUAAGUUUGCCUAAAGUUAAAGAUGACUCUGCCUUAGAUCCUAAGCUAGAUAUUAAAGCCAAGAAAGAAGGUGAUCUUGAUGGAACUGAUUGGAAAUUAAAAAUGCCUCAAGUCGACUUACCUAAAUUUGGCCACAAAGAAAAGAAUAUCAAUCUGGAGCUUGACAUUCCUGCAGGUAAAGCUGAUGCUAAAAUUGCUAAGCCUGAAAUUUCCAUAUCAAAAGCAAGCGUAGAUGUUCCUGACUUUGAAAUGCAAGGCGCGGAAGGCAGGAUUAAGAUGCCAAAAAUUAAAAUGCCUAAAGUGGAUAUUUCUUUGCCCAAGGGGGAUGGUGUUACAGAGAGUGAAGAUAAGAUUACAAGACCUGAGUUUGAAGAUCCUGCUGCGGACGGCAAGAUAAAGUUGCCUUCAUUUGGAAAACUCUCCGCUCCUACGGUAAAAGCACCUGAACUGGACUUUGAACUCAGCUUGAGAAAACCUAAACAUGAAACAGAAAUAGAAGGUAACUGGAAAGGGAGAAAGGGGGCUGAAACUGACUUGGGUGUUACUUCAGAAAAAUCAGAGUAUUAUAUCAAGAUGCCCAAAAUGAAAAUGCCAGAACUAUCCAUUUCUGGUCCACAGAUCAAAGGUAGUGAUCUUGAAAUUGAUGUGGGACUGUCAAAGUUGGACACCGGAAAAGAGAAGAUUAAGGGGGACUUACCCAAAAUACAAGGAAGUCCAGGUGUCACAAUUAAGGCCCCAAAGAUCAAAGCCCCAAAAGUAGAUGCAGAUGUGAAGGCACCAGAGGCUGAUAUUGAAGGAACAAGUGGAAAAUUUAAAAUGAAAAUUCCAAAGUUUGGUUUAUCCACAACAAAAGAUGAGGGUGAAGUUAAUGUAGACUUGCAGCAGGAGACCAAGUUUAAGGUUCCAGAUGUGGGAUUUAGUGUGACAAAAGAUGGAGACCACAGCACCAAUAUUGACCUUUCCCUUCCUAAGGACAGUAAAGUCAAAGGUCCUAAAAAGGAAGGUAAGCUUGAAGUUGAUUUGCCAUCUGUCGAACUGGACAUCCCAGAAGGUGGUAUCAAGGUGCCCAAAUUAAAGAUUCCUAAAAUUGGCGUGAUGACAUCCAAAGAGAUGUUAGAAGGAGAAGUUGCUUUUGUGUCAGACUCAGAAGAAGCAGAAGAAAAAGCAAAGAAGCAUCAUUUCAAAUUUCCCAAUGUAGAAAUUUCAAGCUCUAAACCUAAAGGGUAUGCAGAAGUAGAUGUCAAAACUUCUGGGAGAGAUAUGGACCUUGAAGGGCAAACAGAUGGACUAAAGUUAAAAAUGCCCAAAAUCACAGUACCCUCUGUCGGUUUUUCAGAUUCAAAAGACCAGCACUAUUCAACAGAACUGAUCACCCCAGAUUCUGAUGCAGACAUCAAAAUUCCAAAAAUUGACAUUAAGGUUCCAAAAAUUGACAUUAAUAUUCCAAAGGUCGAAAUUAAAGCCCCGGCCGUCAAUGUAAAGGCCCCAGAAGAGGAAUCAUUGGAGAUGGAUGAGGAACAUAAGUCCAAAGUUAAACUACCAGAGUUUGGAAUUGCACUUCCUUCUGUCACACGGUUAGAAACUGAAACAUCAGACGUAAAGUUAAAAGUCAAAGGACCACAAAUCAAAGUUAAAAAUGCUGAAGCGAUUUCCAAAUCACCACAGUCUGAUGGGGAUGCUGAAGGGCCAAAGAUGCCAAAAGUAAAAAAAGCUGUUUUUGCUUUUCCAAGGUUUAAUGGGGCAGAUGCGUCAUUGAGUCAUUCUCAAGGAGAAGUGAAUCUGGGGGCUGGAGAAACUAAAACCAGAGUUCCCAAAAUCAAAAUGAAACCCACCUUUGGAAAGUUGCGUUCCAAAACAAAAGGGGCAGAAGUGAAUGGGGAUGCAGAAGAAAUAGAUGGAGAGGAAGACGAAAAACAUAAAACUGGAAAAAUGAAGAUUCCAAAAGUCACACUUGCAGUCUCUGCGAAGACAAGUGAUGGGGCGGGAUAUCAUGUGAAUGGACAAAGUGACCCUGCUUCAACGAAUGCAUCUCAGCAAGACAAGAGUAAAUUUGGGAAGAUGAAGAUUCCCAAAAUUGAAUUUUCCUCACCCUAUUCCAAGGGGGCAGUAGAUGAAGGGGAGGCUGAAAUGAACAUGAAGCUGGUCAAGGAAGAGGAAGCAUCAAUGUCAAAUGGAGACAGUAAGGGCUUAAAAUUUAAAUCUCCAAAAAUCACAUUUUCAGGCUUUAAAAAGAAAACUGGCAAAGAAGAGAUUGAAAAGCCAGUGUCUUCCAGUGCCAGGACUGAAAUGGCCUGUCUAGAAUCUGGGGAUAAACCCAUCUCACAGUCUCCCAAGCCCAAAGUUUCCAUAGGUUUGUUUUCCAGCAAAUCCAGAGGAGAAUACACUGUGGAACAAAGAACCAAUGGUCAGGAGGCCCAAGAAGAAAGUGGCAAACAUCAUCUGGAAGGUAGAGGAGACAAGUCCCCCAAGUUUAAGCUCCCGAAAUUCUCCCUCAGCCCCAAAUCAAAAGGGGUCCUGGUGAUAACCCCUGAGAGUUCCCCAAAGGCAAGCCAACGUUCCUCACAACAAAAGGAAGGGGAAGAAUCAUCUUCUGGUUUUAAAAUCCAGAUGCCAAGGGUGGGAUUUAAGUCCCGUCAAGACGAGCACACAUCGGAGGAGCGGAUAAUCAUGGAUGAUGAGGAUGAAAGUGUGAUCAUCGUGUCUAAGACAUCUAAACACACAAUAACAGAAUCAGUGACUGAAAAAUCCACCACCAUUUAACCAGUCGCUCUCAGAGGUGGGACUAGAGACACAGUUAAUAGAGAAGAUGUACCACUCUGAUGCAGUUACAUGUUUCAAAGAAGCAACCAUUUUAUACAGUAUAUACAUUUUUGAUUGUUCUUUUUAAUUGCAGAGUUUUCUUUACUAAAUAUACAUUUGCUUUUAUGUUUUUUCGCUCCAAUUCACAUGUAUAGUUCUUUUACAUGGGUGCAUAUUCUGUGGAGUUCAGGAUAAACCUAAAGAGCCAAAUAGGUAACAACAUCCACAAAACACACGUGCACACAAGUUCACCUGACAGGUUUAAGUUUCACAACUAAAAAGUGCCAGUGACUGGACGAUUUCUUUUUAAAUUAUUUCUGCUAAACGUUGAAGAUAUGACAGAGGUGUUUCUGGCCAGCCAAUAUCUUAUUGUCUUCCAGUUUUCAGAAGUAAAACAGCAGAUGGCUGCACUUUCUUACCUGUUUAUUGUGAUGAGAUUCUAUUUGGACCGAGUAAGUGGCUGGAGGUUCAGAGAAGGUCGGGUAAAAGGACACAAAAUCCUGAAAUAGAACCUGCAGUUUGAUUUCAAAUGUGAUUUGCUUGGGCAUUGAUUUGGAAGGUCGAUGGGCUGUGUUUGUGCCUCAGCCUUCGCUGCUUUCAUUUGUGUUUCAGUGUGCUGUGACAUUCGGAAAGUCUUGCUGGUGACGUUUGUGAUGUGUUUUAGGUUUGGGAUUAUCAUAAAUGGUAGUUGUAGUACACAGGGCUGCAGUUAAACUUUUGAGAAACAAAUUUAAGGCAGUACUAGUCAGCGCUUAGAAUUGAGCACCAUUGAAGAUAAAAUCUAAUGAAAACAUUUGAACAUAAAAAGUACUGAAGGACCUCCGAAAUUAAAGCCAACAAAGUGAUCAAUGCAUCUCUAAGUUGUUUUUGUAGUGAUCCCUAUGAAUAUUUAUUUUUACUGUAUUUUACUAAAGGAUACAACACAGAAAAAAAGUGUAAAGUAAUGAGAAAAAGUAAUGAUGUCCAACAGUUGCAAUUUUUUCAUGUUUCAUGGGCUUUUCCCUUGUUACUUUCUCCCAAAGACAUGCAUUCUGUUAAAAUCUCUUUUAGUAACGGCAAGUACCCCAAUGCUGAAACCAAAUUGCCCACCUCCAUACUACUUCCCUCAAUUUCAGUUUCUGCUUUGUUUUAUUGCAUUCAAUAGGUAUUAAAGCCAUUAGAAAUAAGGGCACCACCAUAUUUGCAAUGCAAAAAACAUGGAAUGCAGAAAGUAUACAACACAGAAGACAGCAUAAAGCAAUGAGCAAAAGUAAAGAUACCCAAGAGACAUCAUCUUCACAGGUCUCACUGUCUGCAUGAGAUUUCCCAUGGGUACUCCCCCCGCCCCCCAAAUCUCAAAGACAUAACACACUGUUUACAUCGCAUUUACUAAUUGCAAGUACCCCAGUGCAGAAACGAGAUUGUCCACCCCCACACUACCGUUCUAGUUUUUUCUUUAUUUUACUAAAUACAACAACUGUGAAGUAAUUUAUAAAUAAAGGCAACACAAUAUUUGCAAUGCAGAAAAUAUGGAAUACAGAAAGUAUACAACAUAGAAGAUAGUUUAAAAUCACAGGCAAUAGUAAUAAAAUACCCAAGAGUCAUAAUUUUCACAUGUGCCACUCUCCUCCUGGGCUUCUCUCUGGGUAAUUCCUCCCAAAUCCCAAAGUCAUACAUGUGUAGCACUACUUGCAUCUCAGUAGUCUCCCUGCUUUUCCUCCCACAAUGAGAUGUGAGGGUCUAUAUCAGUGUGCCCCAUGAUGGACUAACUUCCUGUCCAGGGAUGGUGCUUGCCUUACACCUGAUGUUGUUCAGAUGUGCUCUGCUUCCCUAAGACGCUAACAUUUAAUCAGAUAGAUUUAGUAUAUAGAAUGAUGGUUGAUCCAUCAAUGGGUGAGUAAGUACUGGUCAGAAUCUUACAUAUAAAGUGCUGUUUAUUUAUCUUUACUGACUCACAGAGAGAUUUACUUAGACUUAGUUCCUUCCAUACCGAUCAUCGCAUUGGGUAGCAGGCAUUCACCAAUGACAUUGGUUGGCCUCGACCAUAGCAACUUCAAAGACAAACAGUAUAUUUUAUAUAUAAAGGGCUGGGAGAUGCUCAAAGUCAAAAAUUAGUCGAGGUCAAAACCAAGGGUCACCAAAUCUAUCGACGAAGCCAAAACAAGAACAAAAAUCAAAGCUCAGGAACAAGAGCAAAAGAUCCGAGAACCGAGAAAUCAAAAAUAAAGAUCAUGAAAGUCACAAAAGAUGAUAGGCUUGUUAUCCACAAACUCAGAUACAAAAUUGCAGUUAAAACAACCUUUUAACCUCACACCAAUUGUCCGCUCAAAGUUGUGACCCUAGAGGUCACACCCCUAGCAACCAAGAUCCACAUCACGAUGACAGAAUUCACAAAAUGGCAGCACUCAAGGAAAAACUAAAUGGUUGUCUCCAGAUAAUAAGUUCCUCAUAAACUAAACCUGACAUCUGACAUCCGAAUCAGAAUCACUAAAUUUCAAAACCGCAGAACAGAUUUUAAUUAGCUAGAAUUCAUUUAGGAUAAAGCAUAAUAAAUGUAUGAAAAAUAUCUAUCUAUCUAUCUAUCUAUCUAUCUAUCUAUCUAUCUAUCUAUCUAUCUAUCUAUCUAUCUAUCUAUCUAUCCUUUAUAUAGUGCCUUUCCUCUCUAUCUAUCUAUCUAUCUAUCUAUCUAUCUAUCUAUCUAUCUAUCUAUCUAUCUAUCUAUCUAUCUAUCUAUCUAUCCAUCCUUUAUAUAGUGCCUUUCCUCUCUAUCUAUCUAUCUAUCUAUCUAUCUAUCUAUCUAUCUAUCUAUCUAUCUAUCUAUCUAUCUAUCUAUCUGCUUGGUUGUCUGUCUGUCUGUCUGUCUAAUCUCAUUGUAUUUAUAACAUAAUAAAUCUUGAUGCUUGUGCCUUCAUCAGUGUGCUCAUAAUGAUGUGAAUCCAAGGCAGGCAUCUCCAAAAAUGGGGCAUUGAUACUCUUUGGGUCACAGCUCUCUCCUUAAGGAAUGUAAAAAAUAAUAAUAAUAAUAAUUCCCGGUUUUUCUGCAAUAAAAUUCAAGGCUGAUAAUGUUUGCCGUGUACACUAGAGACUCCACAAAUGCCUGCACACUUUGCUAAUUUGGAAUGAGAUAUCAACAUAAAAAGGACAAAUGUCGACAGAGAUGUGUGGAAAAUGCUGCUGUCAUAAGGUAGUGCAAGUCAUUAGAUUAUGGGUCAUAAUAAUAGAAAGUUACCCCAAUUUUGACAGAGAUUUGCUUAAGGAGCUAUGGAUGGUUUUGUAAGGUUUUGUCCCUCUGGGGUACAUCCCUGAUGGUGAGAUGAUUAUCAUCUAUAGCAGGUGGGUAUUAAAUAUGUAAGCUCUGCUACAUUGAACGUCAGUGUCAAAAUAGCAACUCAGACACACAAAGUAAUGCAUGGGGAAAAUGGCUUCUAGUUAUUCAGACAAUUCCCGACGCUUAAUGAGAGCAGAAUAUCAUCCAUAAGCUUGUGGCUAUGCAGAGGUGAGCAAACAUUCCUGGUGGAGCACUCUGAUUGAUUAUGUGCUUUUAUCACAGCUAGUUGUAAUAGUUAGCAGCUACUGUACUCUGAGUCUGUAGUGAAACCUCUCAGCAAAUUGUACUCUCCAAUAGAACAUGACUUUCUGCAAAGUAUCAGAAAAUGUGUCUUGUCUUUUAAGCACAUAUGGCUGGACUUAUCUGGCUCAGCUGUAGUCGGAUCGACUACUGUAUUUUCUGAAAUAAGAAAACAAGUGAUAGGAAGUACUUUGUGUGCUCAUGAGAAGUUCAUGGUCAUGCUCUGACUCUUCGGCCCUGCUGCCUACUGUAUUACAAAUGUGACUGUCAGUGACUAUUCAGAGUCAACAGCUAAGAGAGUGUGCUGUAUCUUAUAUGAUUCACUUCUUAGCAUUUCCCUCUGCGUUUAGAAUGUUCUGAGUUCCAACACCUUGUUCUCUGUAACUUCAGCUUGAUUUCUGUUGACUACUUCAGGCUUGGUCCUUACCUGACAGUGUAUCAUACAUGCUGGGUCUGACUACCUCCUGUCCCAUGUCACUCAAAUCUAAAUACAAGUCCAUAUCGUUCAAUUUGACAACAGCUGAAACAUGAUGAAGUACAAUUCUUAAAAUAUGGUGGAGGAAUUGUUUCUUAGAUAUCAUAUACCCACCACUUUAUAGGAAGGGCCCUGACUCUGAAAUGUUAAAAGUGAAACAGCAACCAAAAUCUCACAAAGGAAAAUGUUUGUUCAUAAGUGUAACUUAUAAUCUAAAUAUUAAAUUGGGUUGAAACAAAGCUGCAGCCACUGUGGUUUCCAGCUUUCACACAGUUGAGCACCUCAAAGUGGAUUACAAGUCUACACUCAAAUGUUUCUGCUUCUCUGCUGUUGAGUAUCUUUUAUCAAAUUGUAAACAGCAGUAAAACAAGGUCAGGGUGGCAUGUGGAUUUCAAAGAAAUGAUGAGGCUAUGUGAGAAGCAAUGAAAGUUACCCUGGCCUGCUGUGAGUUUUUAUUAAUUUUAGACCACAUUCAUCCCAAAUCCCAACAUUUAUUCUUCAAGCCAGGGGGCAUCUGAUUAAACGUUUAAAACAUUUUAGAAUAAUGGCUUCACAGAUGAUGCUUUUCAAUUUGGACCAGAGUGGUUAAUCAAAGAAGUUUCUUUUUUACAUUUCAAAAUAUUUUGUUUUUCUUUGAGUCGUGUUUGAGUGUUCACAGCUAUCUGCUUAUAUUAACAAGGGGGCAUGUGUCAAAAAAAAGAAAAAAGAAAAAAAUGUUAACUGAGUGCUUUAAUAAAUGAAUGUCAAUGUAUGUCCAUGAAAGAAACAGCACCUUCUUCAUAUGCCUGUAACUGUACUGUGCACUGACUAUAAUUAUAAUUAACAUAUGACAGAAUGCAACUUUACUGAUUGAAAGUAUGUCCUUUUUAUGUAGAAAAACACACAAUUAAACGUUUUUUACGAGUGAUACAGAAUUACACCAA
This is a messenger RNA of Erpetoichthys calabaricus (reedfish), 13647 nucleotides long. RefSeq names its product periaxin (gene prx). Gene Ontology annotation, molecular function: protein binding. The record is from RefSeq and is a predicted model, not a curated record. Lineage: Eukaryota; Metazoa; Chordata; Cladistia; Polypteriformes; Polypteridae. Gene Ontology annotation, biological process: regulation of RNA splicing; peripheral nervous system myelin maintenance. The transcript has 7 exons. The coding region runs from base 204 to 8663 and encodes 2819 amino acids. Gene Ontology annotation, cellular component: nucleus; cytoplasm.